This is a messenger RNA of Lucilia cuprina (Australian sheep blowfly), 1162 nucleotides long. Its product is annotated as S-adenosylmethionine mitochondrial carrier protein homolog. The transcript has 4 exons. Gene Ontology annotation, biological process: transmembrane transport. The coding region runs from base 176 to 1081 and encodes 301 amino acids. The record is from RefSeq and is a predicted model, not a curated record. NCBI's taxonomy places the organism in Eukaryota, Metazoa, Arthropoda, Insecta, Diptera, Calliphoridae. Gene Ontology annotation, cellular component: mitochondrial inner membrane. Gene Ontology annotation, molecular function: S-adenosyl-L-methionine transmembrane transporter activity.
CAAACGUUUUUUUUAGUGGGACAUGCUAUUACGGCAAGCAAAAAUUAGUGUUAGUUUUUAUAUAUAAAUUAAUUAAUAAAAUUAGCAAUUAAUUACACUUAAGAGUGUAAAAAGUGUUUAACUAUUAUAUAGUUGUUAAGAUUGUAAACAAUUUAAAUUGUUUAUUUCUUGUAAAAUGGAAACUGAAUUGAUACAAGGCAAUGUUAACCCUCUGGCAGCACCCGUGACAGCAGCGUCUCAUACUCAUAGUUUUGUUAAUGCAUUAGUGGCUGGUGGAGUUGCUGGUAUGGUUGUGGAUAUAGCAUUAUUUCCCAUAGACACGGUUAAAACACGUUUACAGAGUGAAAAAGGCUUUUGGCGUUCUGGCGGUUUCAAAGGAGUGUACAAAGGUUUAGCACCUGCUGCAGCCGGUAGUGCUCCCACAGCCGCCUUAUUUUUCUGUGCCUAUGAAAAUUUUAAAACUUUAUUCAGCAAUGUAGCAGGAUGUACGAAAAAUUCACCCUAUAUACACAUGAUUUCAGCUUCAAGUGCAGAAGUGCUUGCCUGUUUAAUACGGGUGCCCGUAGAAAUUGCCAAACAACGUAGACAAACUCUAGGAAAUAAAUCGCAGCAGGGAGCUUUACAGAUACUAUGGACUGCUUAUAAAACAGAGGGUCUAAGAAAGGGUGUUUAUCGGGGUUUUGGUUCUACCAUAAUGCGUGAAAUACCAUUUAGUUUUAUACAGUUUCCUCUAUGGGAAUUCUUUAAAUUACAAUGGACUCCUAUGACGGGAUUGGAUUCUACACCAUUUUCGGUGGCAUUAUGUGGUGCUGUAGCUGGUGGUAUUUCAGCUGGUUUAACUACGCCUUUAGAUGUGGUUAAGACAAGAAUUAUGUUGGCCGAACAGAAUAGUUCGAUACGGAAAUUGCCCAUACCAAAAGUAUUGUCUUCCAUAUAUCGUGAAAGAGGUUUCAAAGGUUUAUUUGCCGGUUUUGUGCCUCGUGUUAUGUGGAUUACCUUAGGUGGCGCAUUUUUCUUUGGUUUUUAUGAUUUAACCUGCCGUCUAUUGGGUGCAGAGAGUAAUACAGCAAACAAUGCUUAGUUUUUUGUUUUGUUAUACUUUCUAAAAUAAUUGAAUAAAUAUAUUUAAUAAAUUUUCACUAAAUAUUACUUUAAAAUUUAA